Messenger RNA from Gloeophyllum trabeum ATCC 11539, 2787 nucleotides. RefSeq lists its product as uncharacterized. NCBI's taxonomy places the organism in Eukaryota, Fungi, Basidiomycota, Agaricomycetes, Gloeophyllales, Gloeophyllaceae. The transcript has 4 exons. The record is from RefSeq and is a predicted model, not a curated record. The coding region runs from base 1 to 2787 and encodes 928 amino acids.
AUGGACGUGGAUGAUGGAGCAAUAGACCAGGAUCAUGGCUUGCCCGACUCGGAGGAAUCUGGAGAUGAUCAGGCAGAGUCAGACGAGUCAGAAGAAGAUGACAUUGACCAUGAAAUAAGGUGGGAACCCGAGGUACCUGCCUGUCCACGCCCAGAUGCCGAUGACUGGGACGAAGCGGAUACCGACUCUGCUGCAUCUGACCCCGGGGAUUCUACAGAACGAGUGGGGAGAGCCAAUGCCGAGGAGACCCUCCGCAAGCAGCCGAUCGUUGAGAAGUUCCGAUAUGGUGAUGCUGGCGCACCUAUACAAGACGCUGAGGUAGCAGUGAACUCGUAUAAUCAGUAUAUGCAUGCAAUGGCCGGUUCCUCAGCCAGUUUAUGGGCACCUUUUGCCUCGAAGCUUGAUUGGGACUUGGCGCGAUGGGCAAAACUGAGAGGACCGAGUUCAACAGCUCUGACGGAGUUGUUGCAAAUCGAAGGAAUCCGAGAGACAUUGGGGUUAUCCUAUAAGGAUUCUGACUCCUUGAAUAAAAUAGUUGACAGUUUACCUGGUCGCCCAAAGUUCAAACGAGAGGAAGUAGUCGUCGCCGGAGAAGCAUUUGAAAUCUAUCACCGUGAUGUAUUAGAGUGCAUACGCGCUCUGUAUGGUGAUCCGGAGUUCGCUGCGGACCUAAUUUUUGCGCCGGAGCGACAUUACGCUGAUGUGGACAAGACGGUACGAAUGUAUUCAGAUAUGCACACGGGAAAGUGGUGGUGGGCCACGCAGAAAGAGCUUGAACAUAAACGACCUGGAGGAACUAUCGUGCCGGUCAUCAUAUCGUCCGACAAGACACAGGUUACUCUCUUUGGGAACAAGUCUGCGUAUCCGGUGUACAUGACAAUAGGAAAUCUACCAAAGGAAAUACGGCGGAAGCCGUCGCGCGGCGGUCAUGUACUUCUCGGCUAUCUUCCGACGACCCGUCUCAGUCACAUUACCAAUCGUGCAGCCCGCCGUCGGACCCUUGCGAACCUCUUCCACUCAUGCGUUCGUCGAAUCCUGCAUCCAUUAAAGAAGGCUGGUGAGACAGGUCUCAUUAUGGCGAGCGGUGAUGGAGUGCACCGACGAGUGCAUCCAUUGUUUGUAACCUUUGUUGGGGACUACCCAGAGCAGGUUCUUGUGACGGGGGUCAAAACGGGCCAGUGCCCAAGAUGUCCCGUCCCACAUGAUGAGCUGGGGGAAUGCGACCCCGAUAAUCCUUAUGCAUUUCGGGACAUGGAUGUCGUGCUCGAUGCCCUCGGACAUAUUACGGAGGGACCUACAGCAUUCGUGAAGGCGUGCGCCGAGGCAGGGAUUAAGCCGAUUCAACAUCCCUUCUGGGAAGAUCUCCCCUACGUGAAUAUUUUCCAAUCCAUCACGCCUGACAUCUUGCAUCAACUCUACCAGGGCAUGAUGAAACAUUUCAUAUCAUGGGUCACGAAGAUGUGUGGUGCCGCGGAGAUCGACGCCCGCUGUCGCCGUUUCCCCCCAAAUCACCAUGUCCGGCUGUUCAUGAAGGGUAUCAGUACACUUUCGAAGGUCACCGGCCGGGAGCAUGCGCAGAUGUGUCAACUACUGCUUGGCCUUGUCAUUGAUAUUCGCCUCCCCGAUCGUCUGUCGUCUAUUCGCCUUGUACGCGCCACCCGCGCUCUCUUGGAUUUCUGCUAUCUUGCACAGUAUCCGGUUCACACUGACGAGAGCCUCAGAAUCCUCGAAGGUGCACUACAGCGAUUUCACGAGAACAAAGUUGUAUUUGUGGACCUUGGUAUCCGAAACGAUUUCAAUAUCCCAAAAUUACACGCAUUACUCCACUACCUCGCUUCCAUCAAGAUCUUUGGGACUACGGACAAUUACAACACAGAAUACACUGAACGCCUGCACAUCGACUACGCGAAAGAUGCAUACCGUGCUACAAACCAUAAGGACGAGUAUCCUCAAAUGACAAGAUGGCUAGAGCGACGCGAGAAAGUUUUACGCCAUGAGAAGUACAUCCUCUGGCGUAUGGCGGGUUGUCCAGCGCCAGCUGCGAAGGCAGAAGAUGAUGUCGGACUGCACGACCAUCUUCGCAUGGCACGUCAUCCAACCCUGAAAGCCGUCUCGUUACCUACUGUUUGCUCUGAAUAUGGUGCAGAGUUCUUUAAUGCUGCUCUCGCUAGAUUUGUUGUGCAGUAUCACAAUCCUCAACUUUCUCGGGCACAACUCGAGGAUGCGGCGGCAAGUCUGACCAUCCGCUUCCAAACCAUCCCCGUCUAUCACAAGAUCAAGUUCUGGAACACAGACCCCUUCGGGCGCAAGUCGCUACUAGAUUCAGCGGAUGCUGUACAUGUACGACCGGCACGUCAGGACUCACGCGACCGUGCAGUUCCGCCUCGGUUCGACACGGUACUUGUAAAUCUGGGGAGCGGGACUAUUGGCUUGCAAGGCUAUCGCGUUGCUCAGGUCCGCGUUGUGUUCUCCAUACCGCCUCGAGCAGUUGCAACUUUAUUCAAGCAGCCGCCGCCAGGCCACCUAGCAUAUGUUGAGUGGUUUACAGCAUUUUCAAUGACUCCGGAUGCAAAUUCAGGUAUGUAUAAGGUCUCACGUUCUAUACAGAAUGGGGAGCGUUUAGCCAGUGUCAUUCCGGUCUGUCAGAUCGAGCGCAGUGUACAUCUCUUCCCAAAGUGGGGUCCCGUGGCUCCUCGGGAGUGGUCAAGUAGUACCGUCUUGGAUUCAGCUCCUGCCUUCUUUGUUAAUCCUUUCUUAGACAGACAUACCUUUGUCACACUGUUGUAG